Messenger RNA from Xiphophorus couchianus (Monterrey platyfish), 1289 nucleotides. RefSeq names its product histone H4. The transcript has a single exon. The record is from RefSeq and is a predicted model, not a curated record. Gene Ontology annotation, cellular component: nucleosome. Gene Ontology annotation, molecular function: protein heterodimerization activity; structural constituent of chromatin; DNA binding. Bases 785 to 1096 code for a protein of 103 amino acids. NCBI's taxonomy places the organism in Eukaryota, Metazoa, Chordata, Actinopteri, Cyprinodontiformes, Poeciliidae.
ACCAAAGGCUCUUUUAAGAGCCAACACACAUUCUGCUGAAGAGCUCGUCCUUUACUUUGACUGACCCCACAUUCUACUUCAUACACGCGACUUCAACACUUUUACACCACUUUAUACCUAUAUGGCUUAUUAAUUAAUUAAUGUAGCUGCCACAUGUUGCACACUACUUUAACAGUCAAGGGAUUUCCACUUCUCAGAAAGGAUUCACCUCAUUUGGCUGGAUACCAGUAUAUGUGGAAGACAUCAACUUUCACUCUUUUUCUUCUCAUCUAGUGUCUUUAUGCUACACGAGUCUUUGGCCGCUGCUUAUUACUUCACUGUUCACAAAUGAAUAGAUGGAAAGCCAGCAAAAGGCUCACACAGCGCUCACUUCCUGUCACCAUGAAUCAGGAAAGUCACAAUGUUUAAACAGCCACAUCAUUUAUAAAAUGAACUUUUCAUGUUGAUCAUUGACAAGUUACAUGGAGUGAAAGUUGCUUCAGAAAUCCCUCACAUGUUCCUCAGCUGCACAAAAGCAUCAACACAAACUUCACAUGACAGCCAGUAGAACUACAUUUAUUUGAUGUUUGUUCCUUUCAGACUCUGUUGAGCGGAGUUUGAUUCACCCAAUAAUUUCAGUUCAUCAAAGUUCAAUUAAUGCUUUAAAAAGAACGUUCUCAAUCUGGCUUGUAGGAGGAGCUGCUGAGCUCGGCUCCUCAUAGGUCCGCAGCUCACACAUAAAAAGCGACGCUCCGCAGCUCGCGCUCACAUUCGUCUUUGUGUUUCCACAGAAGAAGAAAACAAAAUGAGCGGCAGAGGAAAAGGAGGCAAAGGUCUCGGUAAAGGAGGCGCCAAGCGGCACCGUAAAGUUCUCCGCGAUAACAUCCAGGGAAUCACCAAGCCCGCUAUCCGCCGUCUGGCUCGCCGCGGGGGAGUCAAGCGGAUCUCCGGUCUCAUCUACGAGGAGACCCGCGGUGUGCUCAAGGUGUUCCUGGAGAACGUCAUCCGUGACGCCGUCACGUACACCGAGCACGCCAAGAGGAAGACCGUCACCGCCAUGGACGUGGUGUACGCUCUGAAGAGGCAGGGCCGCACUCUGUACGGCUUCGGGGGUUAAACCGACAACUUUGCUCACUGAACCAAACAAAGGCCCUUUUCAGGGCCAAACACUGAUCGGAUCAUGAGCUGAAUUUCUGUCUGAUGCAACCGAAUCUCUCCAUAAGCGACCUAUGAGUGUAAAAAUGUAUCUAUAUUAAUAUUAAUCUGACAAAACAAAGAAUUGUAGCUGCUUGUUCACACAAAAUGUAAAG